AUGCUUGAAUCGAAUUUGCACACUGAACAACUAUUGUUGUAUAUUUGUAUAGGUGCUGGUUGCGAACCAACCGAUCCAAAUUAUUCGUGUCGUCUGCUGAAAUCAAGAGAAAAUGUACUGAGAAUGUGUGCAGUUAUGCAGUGUAUUGAAGAUGCAACAGCAAUAUUAGAAUUGUAUUGUAAUGGCAUAGGAGGUGAUGAUGAUGAAAUCGAUAUUUUUGAUAAAAUUGAUUUGGAAUUUAUCCAUAAAAUGGAAAAGUUAAUUCGUCUGGCUUUUAAACAAAAUGAACCAAGAAUAAUUAUAGGCAAUACUGCUCGUUCUGCAAAUCAAUUAACUCGUGAAAACAACAGCAUUUAUCGUUUGUUGUUUAAUACACGUCGAUCCAAUGAUUGUAAUAAUACAACAUUACUUGAUCUAUCAUCAUCAAUCUCAGAUGAAACGUCGUCACCUAAAACAACUAGCGAUUUAACCCCGUCGAUACAAAACCAGUUUGGACGUGCAAUGUUACUAUUUAAAUCUGUCUUUUUUUCAAAAACUGAUUGGUAUUGUGUGACUGAAUUGAAAAACAAGAGUACAACUGUUACGGCAGUGUUGCAAAAAUUAGUUGAUAACGAAUUAAUAAUCUUACACGAUCGCGGAAUGAAAAAUGGACGCCGUGGAAAAGAAGUUUAUUGUAAAAACUUUCCUGAUGAUAAUCCAAGUUCAACGAAAUUACAAUGGAAUAAACAAUUAUCAGUCUAUGAUUUGAAUUUAGAUGAAGAUUUAAAAAAAUACACAUCAAUAGCUGUCGCUUGUACUAAAUCAAUUCUGUCUGAUAAUCUAGCUAGUAUACUUACUGGUGGUCUUUACGACCAAUUUAUCGGUAAAGAUAAUAUUAAUGAGUUUAAGAAAGAGCGAGACAAAGCGAUAGCACCAUCAUCAAGUUCACAAACAGUAGCUGCGCUGUCAUCUGAACUGCUAAAUGGUCAAAUGUUUGUUGUUGUACAGUCGUCUGACGCACCCACAAUUGUUAUUUCUCCGUUGCCACCUAAACAUAACGGCUCACAAUCAAUGAUCAAAACUGGUCUGGGUGCUUCUUUUACACAGUUACCGUUGAAUAGCAACAUGUCUAAAAAUAAUGAAGAUAAAUUAGAAAAUAAUCAAAAAUUUAGUGAAAAUGUAAUGGAGGAUGAUGAUAAUACUGAAGCCACUGAUGGUCAGUCACAAAAAGCGUUAGAAAUUCCUCUUCCAAUUAAUGAAACAGAAGGAGACGAUGAAGAAAAUGAUACACAUUAUCGACGUAUCAAACGAAAACAUCCAGGUGAAUGCUCCAUCGAACAUGACAAAAAACGUCAACGUGUCAUUGGUCAUAUACGAAAUAACUCUCAACGCUUACUGAACAGUAGUUAG
Messenger RNA from Didymodactylos carnosus, 1389 nucleotides. Lineage: Eukaryota; Metazoa; Rotifera; Eurotatoria; Philodinida; Philodinidae. The record is from the annotation of a GenBank genome assembly.